AUGCCCGCCACUUCCACUAUGGCAGGUUUAGAUUACACCCUGUACUACCUUGCGGGCUGUGGGUUGGCGGCGUUCGUUAUUUAUGUCUUUUGGCUGGUUGUCUACCGACUGUACCUUAGUCCCGUGGCAAGAUUCCCUGGCCCAAGGCUCGCAGCUCUCACCAACUGGUACGAAUUUUAUUACGACGUGAUCCGAGAAGGGGAAUUUACAUGGCAUAUACAAAAGUUGCACAAGAAAUACGGUCCCAUCAUCCGCAUCACGCCGACGGAGCUUCACAUCGAUGACCCAGACUACUACGAAGUCCUGUAUACGCGCGGUUUGGGUCGGCGAAACAAAUACACAUACUUCUCCGGCCGCUUCGGCUACGCCAGCGACACUUUCUCUACCGUCGAUCACAACCUACACCGUCAGCGGCGUAAGGCCAUUAGCCCCUUCUUCUCGGUCACUAAGAUCGCCGACUUCCAGCCCGUCAUCCGCGCCAAGGUCGAGAAGCUGUGUGACAAGCUAGAUGGGUACGCCAACAAUAAGGGUUCUGUCGUUCGGCUGAGCCGCGCAUGGAUGGCGCUCACGACGGACGUCAUAUCUGAGUAUGCGUUUGCGCGUUCAUAUGACCAGCUUAGCAGUCCGGACUUUGAAGAAACGCUGCACGAGGCACUCAUUGCUAUCUACGUUACAGGUCAUUUUGCCCUGCACUUCCCCGUCGUGUUCCCCAUCCUCGACAUGCUCCCGGAAUGGUUCGUACGAUGGGGCAAACCAGAAAUCAUGCCAGUGGUGGGACUGCGAAAGGACCUGGCUGCCAAAGUUCACCAAAUCCGAGAUGGCAUUAACGCGGGCCACAAGUCUGCCUCUCACCCAACGAUCUUCCACGAACUGCUAAAUAACAUGGAACUGCCCAAGGAAGAAAAGUCGGACACCCGCCUUGGCGAUGAGGCCCAGCUAAUCAUUGCUGCCGGGUUAAUCACGACAUCGUGGGCCCUAAGCGUCGCUAGCUACCACCUGUCAGCAAAUCCCAGCUUCACUGCUCGGCUCUGUGACGAACUUAGAGAAGUCGAACAGCCGUACGACUGGCGGAAGCUUGAGAAGUUGCCGUUCCUCUACGGUGUCGUUCACGAGGCUAUGCGGUUGGCCCAUGGCGUUGUGACGAGAGACCCCCGCCUCGCCCCAGAUACGGAGUUGCAGUACGGCGAGUGGACGAUCCCACGCAACACGCCGGUGAGCAUGACAACGUAUGAUAUCCUCAUGAAUGAGAAUAUCUUCCCAGAUCCCAAGUCUUUUAUUCCCGAGAGGUGGAUUAACCACCCGGAGCUGGAGAAGUAUUUUGUGCCUUUUGGCAAGGGCUCGCGGCAGUGCCUAGGUAUCAAUCUUGCGCAAGCAGAGCUUUAUAUUACCAUCGCUACAAUUUACACUCGUUUCGAGUUCCAGCUCUUUGAAACGGAUAUAUCCGACGUUGAGAUGGCCCAUGCAUAUCUGGUUCCGUACACCAAAUGGGAGUCGAAGGGGAUUCGGGCUACCGUGAAAAUGCUUGACUAG
Scedosporium apiospermum is the source of this 1530-nucleotide messenger RNA. RefSeq lists its product as uncharacterized. Lineage: Eukaryota; Fungi; Ascomycota; Sordariomycetes; Microascales; Microascaceae. Gene Ontology annotation, molecular function: heme binding; monooxygenase activity; oxidoreductase activity, acting on paired donors, with incorporation or reduction of molecular oxygen. Bases 1 to 1530 code for a protein of 509 amino acids. The record is from RefSeq and is a predicted model, not a curated record. The transcript has 4 exons.